Rotaria socialis is the source of this 1725-nucleotide messenger RNA. NCBI's taxonomy places the organism in Eukaryota, Metazoa, Rotifera, Eurotatoria, Philodinida, Philodinidae. The record is from the annotation of a GenBank genome assembly.
AUGUCUAAUUUAGAACAAGUUAAACAUGCGAUUGAAGUUCGUCCAACCAAGCCAUUUACGGAUCAAAAACCUGGCACAAGUGGCUUAAGAAAACCAACGAAAACGUUUAAAGAAAAUCAAUAUUUUGAAAAUUUUAUUCAAGCUUAUUUUGAUGAUUUAGCCGAAAGAAAUAAAGAUAAAUCACCAACGUUAAUAGUUGGAGGCGAUGGAAGACAUUUUGUACGUGAAGGUACAAGAAUUAUCAUUCAAAUGGCUGCUGCAAAUAAUAUUAAAAAAUUAAUAAUUGCACGUGAUGCCAUAAUGUCAACACCAUCUGUUUCAUGUGUUAUCCGAAAGUAUGGCACCGAUGGUGGAAUUGUUCUUACCGCAAGUCAUAAUCCAGGUGGUAUCAAUAAUGAUUAUGGCGUCAAAUUUAACAUUGCUAAUGGAGGUCCGGCUCCGGAAGCAGUAACGAACAGUGUUUAUGAUAAAACUCGUCAAUUGACAAAUAUUCGUCUUUGUCCAACAUUGAUAAACAUUGAUUUAUUAACACUUGGCAAACAUUCAUAUGAAAUUGAAGGUCGUUCAAUACCAUUCGAAAUUGAGAUCAUUGAUUCAGUUGAUGACUACGUACAAUUAAUGAAAUCAAUAUUUGACUUUGAUAAAAUUCGAAAUCUUCUCAAUGGAGACAAAGGAAAAUUUCCAAUUAUGAUUAAUGCAUUAUCAGGUGUUAUGGGUCCAUAUGUUUUACGAAUAUUUCACGAAGAAUUAAAUGCAAAAGAAGUGGUUACUGUUAAAAAUUGCGAGAAUUUAGAAGAUUUCGGUGGACAUCAUCCGGAUCCUAAUUUAACUUAUGCUCAUGAGCUAGUUGAAGACAUGCAAAAUGGAAAUUAUGAAUUUGGAGCUGCAUUUGAUGGAGAUGGAGAUCGGAACAUGAUUUUAGGCAAAGGUGGAUUUUUUGUUACACCAUGUGAUUCGUUGGCUGUUUUAGCUGCUAAUCUUGAUGUUAUUCCCUAUUUUCAAAAACAUGGUGUUUUUGGUUAUGCUAGAAGUAUGCCAACAUCUGGUGCAGUUGAUCGUGUGGCUGAAAAAUCUCAAAAAUUGAUCUAUGAAGUACCAACUGGUUGGAAAUUUUUUGGAAAUUUAAUGGACUCGAAAUUAAUUUCAAUUUGUGGCGAAGAAUCAUUUGGUACAGGAUCGGAUCAUAUUCGAGAAAAAGAUGGAAUGUGGGCUGUACUUUCAUGGUUAUCAGUUUUAGCUAAUAUUGAUCGAUCUGUUGAAAAAAUUCUACAAACACAUUGGCAUACGUAUGGGCGUAAUUUCUUUACACGUUAUGAUUAUGAAGAAAUCAAUGGUGCUGGUCCAUUUUCUAUGAUGAAACGUCUUGAAGACAUGUGUACGUCAAAGGAAUUAAUGAAUAAAACAUUUAAUACAAAUUAUGGAAAUAAACAAUAUACUGUUAAAAUCAUGGAUGAUUUUAGUUAUACAGAUCCAGUUGAUGGAAGCUAUACUGAAAAACAAGGAAUUCGGAUUAUAUUCACUGAUGGCUCACGCUUAGUUUUUCGUCUUAGUGGAACAGGUGCACGUGGUGCUACUGUUCGUCUUUACGUUGAUUCAUAUGAAAACGAUCCUGUAACUUACACUAAAGAUGCACAGGAAAUGCUUAAACCAUUGAUUUCAUUAGCACUUGAAAUCGCUCAAUUGAAAGAUUUCACCGGACGAGACAAACCAACCGUAAUUACCUAA